CCUUCUCUUCGCCCACUCCCAUCUUGGAGAAGAAGAAGAAGCCGCACUCGCCGCCCCCAUCAAAAUCGCCACGCGAACCCGAAGAGAUCCCCAAACCCUACCACACGCAAGCACGCCCGCGCGCGCACUCGGGAUCCUCGAUUAGGUUCAAGGAGGAGGAGCUUCGAGGAUGUUCCGCAACCAGUACGACACCGACGUGACGACAUGGAGCCCCCAGGGGCGGCUCUUCCAGGUGGAGUACGCCAUGGAGGCCGUCAAGCAGGGCUCCGCCUGCGUGGGGCUCCGAUCCCGCACCCACGCCGUACUCGCCGCCGCCAACAAGCCCGCCUCCGAGCUAUCCUCCUACCAGCGCAAGGUCUUCCGCGUCGCCGAGCACGCCGGGGUCGCGCUGGCGGGGCUCACCGCCGACGGCCGCGUCCUCUCGCGGUUCCUGCGGAACGAGUGCAUCAACCACUCCUUCGUCUACGAGGCGCCGCUCCCCGUCUCCAGGCUCGCGCUCAGGCUCGCCGACAAGGCGCAGGUUUGCACACAGCGGUCAUGGAAGAGGCCUUAUGGUGUUGGCCUCCUUGUUGCUGGACUGGAUGAGUCUGGAGCUCAUCUCUAUUACAACUGCCCCAGCGGGAACUACUUUGAGUACCAGGCAUUUGCCAUCGGUUCUCGCUCCCAAGCUGCCAAGACUUUCCUCGAGCGCAGGUUCGAGGGCUACAACGACUACACCCCAGAGCAACUCAUCAAGGAUGCCCUCUCUGCCAUUAAGGAGACUCUGCAAGGCGAGAAGCUGACCAGCUCCAACUGCACUGUGGCCAUCGUCGGCAGGAAGGACGACGGCACCCUUGAGCCGUUCGAGAUGAUUGACGCGAAGAGGAUCCAGGAGAUAAUCGACUCCAUGGAGGCUGUUGAGGAGGCGCCUGCGGAGCCCAGCUCCAUGCAGGAGGAGGAAAGGGGCUCGGACGCUGCUCCCAUGGACAUCUAGACUGGAAUACACCUCAUAUGAACCCUCUACCCGGCAUUCCGAGUUUCCAAAGACUAGACUAUUUUAGAAAGUUGUGUUGUGACUCUUGUGUACGAUUUGCUUCCAUGCUUCGGCUUUGCGACGGUCUCUUUGACCAACAGUUGGGUUUGGACUGAUUAUUUUAUCAUGUGACGUGAACAAAUCGUUUCGUUCCGGAGGCCGUCCUGACUUUGCAUAUCA
Panicum hallii is the source of this 1192-nucleotide messenger RNA. RefSeq names its product proteasome subunit alpha type-1. Bases 170 to 973 code for a protein of 267 amino acids. Gene Ontology annotation, cellular component: proteasome core complex, alpha-subunit complex; proteasome core complex. Lineage: Eukaryota; Viridiplantae; Streptophyta; Magnoliopsida; Poales; Poaceae. Gene Ontology annotation, biological process: ubiquitin-dependent protein catabolic process. The transcript is spliced from 2 exons. The record is from RefSeq and is a predicted model, not a curated record.